Phytophthora sojae is the source of this 579-nucleotide messenger RNA. RefSeq lists its product as hypothetical. The transcript has 3 exons. The record is from RefSeq and is a predicted model, not a curated record. Lineage: Eukaryota; Oomycota; Peronosporomycetes; Peronosporales; Peronosporaceae. The coding region runs from base 1 to 579 and encodes 192 amino acids. Gene Ontology annotation, molecular function: protein binding.
AUGACCAGCAGGGGCUCCACUAUCCAGGACCAGUUGGCGGGGGCUGGCGAGCUUGAACUGCUCACGUGGUUACACAGCCAUAGAGAAGGAAAGUGGUCCAAGAACACCAUGAACGAGGCAGCAGGCCACGGUCACCUUGAUGUGGUCAAAUUUCUGCACGAAUAUCGUCGUGAAGGUUGCACCAAGCAAGCAAUGAACAUUGCAGCAGGCAACAACCACCUGGAUGUCGUCAAAUGGCUGCACGCUAACAGGCAAGAAGGGUGCUCAGUGUUAGCGAUGACUAAUGCCGCUGCUGGAGGGCAUCUUGAAAUGGUGCAGUGGCUUCACACGCACCGCCACGAGGGUUGCACGCCUGCAGCCAUGUCCGAAGCGGCCUCUGGGGGCCACGUGCGCGUGAUGGAGUUUCUGGCCGCGAGUUUUUCAAUGAAAUGGCCAAGGACGGCAAUGCAGCAUGCGAUCGAGAACAAGAAGAUUGACAACAUCGGAGCGCUCGAGUUCAUUCGCGCGCAAGCGCCUGAAUGCAUCACGAAGACGGAGGACUACUUCGGCAACCCCCGCAAGCGCGAGACACCGAGUUAA